This is a messenger RNA of Acaulospora morrowiae, 1563 nucleotides long. The record is from the annotation of a GenBank genome assembly. NCBI's taxonomy places the organism in Eukaryota, Fungi, Glomeromycota, Glomeromycetes, Diversisporales, Acaulosporaceae.
AUGUCUGAAAAGAAAAAUAUGCCGCUUACUGGUGUCGUUACAAUUAUUGUUUUUGGUGCCUCCGGAGACCUUGCCAAAAAGAAGACUUUUCCCGCAUUAUUCGGUCUUUAUCGAAAUGGUUUCUUGCCUGAAGGGACUCAUGUCAUUGGUUACUCCAGGUCGAAGAUGGAUUUGCAAGAAUUUCGCACGCGCAUUUCUGGAUACAUAAAAGCUCCAAUCGCUGAGAUCAAAGAACAAUUAUCGAAAUUUUUAGAGAUUUGCACAUAUAUUUCUGGUCAAUAUGAUGAUGAUGAUUCCUAUCGAGCCUUGAAUAAAUCUAUCGAAGAGGUUGAGAGUUUGUCGAACUUGGAAGUGCGAAAUCGAGUUUUUUACAUGGCAUUGCCUCCUAGUGUUUUCGUACCUGUAGCGAGUGGCAUUAAAAAUUUUGUAUAUUCCACGAGGGGUGAAAAUCGACUAAUCGUCGAGAAACCCUUUGGCAAAGAUUUGGACAGUUCUCGUGAAUUAGGCAAGGCAUUAGAACCAUUAUGGAAAGAAGAGGAGACCUACCGCAUCGAUCAUUAUCUUGGGAAAGAGAUGGUGAAGAAUCUUUUAAUCAUCCGUUUUGCCAACGUCUUUUUUGGAGCAAUCUGGAAUCGUCAAAGUAUUUCCAACGUACAGAUUACGUUUAAGGAAACUUUUGGUACCGAAGGACGCGGUGGAUACUUUGACGAGUUUGGUAUCAUUCGCGAUGUCAUGCAAAACCGUGAGUAUGCAGUCUUACACAAACUCCCAGAUAAGUGUGUUUUGACACGGUCUCAUUCACUAGAUCUCCUACAAAUUUUGAGUAUUGUUGCCAUGGAACGACCCGUGUCUUUAAGUGCGGAAGAUGUUCGUGAUGAGAAGGUUCGUGUUUUGCGCUGUAUUCCACCGGUGAAAUUGGAUGACGUCCUUCUCGGGCAGUAUACCAAGUCGGAAGACGAAGACGGCGUCAAACCUGGAUAUUUAGAUGAUAGUACUGUACCUCCCGAUAGUAAUUGUCCUACUUAUGCGGCAGCAACCUUGUUUAUAAACAAUGAUCGUUGGGAAGGUGUUCCCUUCAUUCUCAAAUGCGGAAAGGCCCUCAAUGAGCAAAAGACGGAAGUUCGCGUGCAAUUCCAAGAUGUGCCUGGCAAUGUAUUUAAGAAUGCUCCUCGUAAUGAGUUGGUCAUUCGUGUACAACCUGGCGAAGCUGUUUAUAUGAAGAUGACCAACAAGCUACCAGGCCUUUCAAUGGAAACGGUUAUUUCAGAAUUAGAUCUUACCUAUCAUCGACGAUUUUCGGAUUUCAAAAUUCCUGAUGCGUAUGAGGCCUUGAUUCUUGAUGUGUUAAAAGGCGAUCACUCCAAUUUCGUAAGAAACGAUGAGUUAGAUGCAGCCUGGAAAAUUUUUACACCGAUCCUACAUCAAAUUGAUCAAGAAAAAAUAAAACCCGCGCCCUAUCCUUAUGGAUCGCGUGGACCUGCGGGAAUUGAGGAUUUCGUCUCCAGAUACGGCUUCAAGAGAUCUACCAAAGAAUAUAAGUGGGCAGACCCAAGUCAGUAUUAA